Molecule: messenger RNA, 7593 nt
Organism: Aplosporella prunicola CBS 121167
Lineage: Eukaryota; Fungi; Ascomycota; Dothideomycetes; Botryosphaeriales; Aplosporellaceae
Exons: 9
Coding region: 1-7593 (2530 amino acids)
Biological process (GO): fatty acid biosynthetic process; secondary metabolite biosynthetic process
Molecular function (GO): oxidoreductase activity; fatty acid synthase activity; phosphopantetheine binding
Source: RefSeq, a predicted model, not a curated record
AUGCCGAAUGACACUCCAAUCGCUGUCGUAGGCCUCUCCUACCGUGCCCCUGGUAUCGGCAGGAAAGGCCUAUGGGACUACUUGGCGCAGGCUCGGUCUGCUUGGACUGAGAUUCCAGCUGAUCGAUUUGACAAGUCGGCAUACUACAACCCUGGCGCCGACAAGUCCGGCGUCUUCCGAGCGGAGGGUGCUCAUUUCGUACCCGACGACAUUUACGCUUUCGAUGCCGCUUUCUUCAACAUGAGAGCAGAGGAGGCUCGGAACUCGGACCCGCAGCAUCGAAUGAUGCUCGAGUGCGCCCUGGAGGCGGCCGAAGACGCUGGUCACAGUCUCAUUGACCUGGCUGGCAAGAAGGUCGGUGUCUUCAUUGGCAGUGGGCAGCACGAAUACUCUCAGCGUCUCGGCGACGACCAAUUCUCAGCCAAAACGUUUUCGGCGACUGGAGUUGCGCCGUGCAUGGUCGCCAACCGUAUCUCCUACUUCUUCGGCAUCGAUGGACCAAGUGUUUCUCUCGACGCUGCGUGCGCAAGCAGUGUUUACGCUGCACACCAGGCUGUUUCGGCCCUUCGGAACGAAGAAUGCAAUGCCGCAUUCGUAGGAGCAGCAGCAUUGAGUUUGGGUCCAGGUGGCUGGCUUGCACUUGAAAAGACAGGAGCGCUGUCAGCUCAUGGCAGGAGCUACUCGUAUGAUGAAAAGGCCUCAGGUUUCGGCCGUGGUGAAGGUGCCGCUUGUCUACUAAUCAAGCGCGUUGACGACGCCAUUCGUGACGGCGAUCCGAUCCAUGCAGUCAUUCGCAGUUCUGCCUGCAACCAUGGCGGCCGUUCAGAAGGUAUUACCAUGCCCAACGGGAUAGCCCAUCGCAAACUGCUUUUGGCGGUACAUGAGGCUGUUGGCUUGAGCCCUUCCGAUACUCCUGUUGUCGAGGGCCACGGAACUGGCACGGCGGCUGGUGAUCCAAUCGAGGCUGGUGCCUUUGCGGCUGUGCUCGCUAAGGAGCGAUCCUCGUCGAACCCGAUCUACAUUGGAUCUGUCAAGUCCAACUUCGGGCAUUUGGAAGGCGCAAGUGGAAUUCUUGGCAUGGUGAAGGCGAUCCUCAUGAUUAAAAAUGGGGUCGUAUUACCUACAGCAGGGUUCGAAAGGAUGAACCCCAAGAUCGAGGGCAAGGAUAAAAUUAAGGUUCCCGAGACCCCAGUUCCUUGGCCGAAGGGUGAGCCAAAGCGGGUCCUCGUAACAAACUUCGGGUUUGGAGGCAGCAAUUCCGCAAUCCUUCUGGAAGAAGCCCCGCCCAGAUCCGCGGCAGAUCAAGCAAAUGGCCUGAACGGCACAAGCAGCCUAAACGGCACAAAUGGCCUAAAUGGGUCAAACAGCGUAAACGGAAAUGGCAUAAGCAGCACCAACGGCGCACACAGCACCAAUGGAACAAACGGAACAAACGGAGCAAACGGUAACGGCGUUGCCUCGCAAGUUUGGCGAUUGUUCGUCCUCUCCGCCAAGACGGAAAAGAGCCUCAAGUCCUACUUGUCAUCUUUUGACGAGUACCUGGACGAGGCUCCCGAGUCCAGCGAUUUUGCCAAGGACCUCGGCUACACGCUCGGUCAGCGCCGCACACACCAUCCGUAUCGCGUGUCUGUGGUUGCAGACUCGGUGGCCAGUCUUCAAGAGAAGCUAACGGCCGCCGAACCGACCAGAGUCAAGGACCGGACUCUCGCCUUCGCCUUUACGGGACAAGGCGCUCAAUAUGCGCAAAUGGCCUCCGGGCUGGAGCACUACAAGGUCUUUUCCGCCGCCAUGGAGGAGGCUGAAGAGCAUCUCCGAGAAAUGGGAGCAACCUGGUCAUUGGCAGAGGAGCUUGCAAAGCCAAAGUCCCACUCACGCAUCAAUGAUGCCGAGAUCAGCCAGCCGGCAUGUACAGUCGUCCAGCUGGCUCUGGUGACGCUUCUCAAGAGCUGGGGAAUCAGCCCGACCGCGGUCACCGGCCACUCAAGUGGAGAGAUUGCUGCUGCAUUCGCCGCCGGCCUGGUUUCGUUCCGAGCGGCCGUUGCCAUUUCCUAUUUCCGUGGUCAGGCAGCUGCUCGGUUGGCCAAACAGCAGACCCAGAAAGGCGGAAUGUUGGCUGUUGGCGUAGGUCUUGAAGAAGCGACAAGCCUCAUCGAGCAGCAUGCAGAUGGCUACGCGACAAUUGCCGCCGUCAACAGUCCCGGCAGCGUAACCAUUUCGGGAGACCAGUCUGCCAUCGAAAACCUCCACAAGGCCGCCGAGGCGCAAGGUUUGUUUGUUCGUAGGCUCAAGGUCGAGAUGGCGUACCAUUCCCGUCAUAUGGAAGAGGUCGCAGGCUUCUACCUCGAUGCCAUCAAGCCCUACUGCGAAAAGAACGACAUUACGUCCAUCGGCCAGGACGUCACAUUUGUAUCUUCCGUAACGGGACACGCAGAAGACCCGGACACAGUUGACGCUUCUUACUGGAUCAAGAACCUUGUUCGGCCCGUCAGGUUCGCGGAUGCAAUCCUGAGCGUUUUCACGCCACAGAAGCAGGGCAAGGCACCCAACAUCGUCGUUGAAAUCGGCCCGCACGCAGCUCUGAAGAACCCGAUCAAGCAGACUCUUCAGCAGAGCGACCGCCCCAAGGCAUUGUCUUUCACCUAUCUUUCUUCGCUGGUGCGCGACGCAGAUGGAGUUGAGAGCUUGCUCAACCUCGCCGGCACUCUCUUUGCAAUGGGAAUUUCUGUCCAACUGGGAGCGGUCAAUCAAACCGACUUGCACAAUGCCUCCGUCGUCACCGGACUCCCGGCAUAUGAAUGGGAUAAAUCGAGUUACGAGCUCAGGCCGCGAGCCACCCACGAAAAGUUGUUCCCUGGCGAGCCCUACCAUCCGCUUCUUGGAAGGAGAGUCAUUUCCGACGGAGGCAAGGAGCGCGCAUACAGGCAGUGCUUCACGCUCGACGAAAUGCCGUGGAUCCGGGACCACAAUGUGGCCGGUGCCGUCAUUUUCCCCAUGACUGGCUACAUGUCGUGCGCCAUCGAGGCUACAAGAAGAACUCUCUCGUCUCUCGCGGCCGCGUUCCUCGUGAGAGACUUCCAUGUCGUCCGAGGUCUGGAGAUCCAAGAAGAGGAAACCGUCGACAUGGUGACAAAGAUUUGGCCGGCUGCCACUGGGACGGGCACUUUCUCGUCGACGGCUUGGUCAUUUGAGAUUUCGGCCUGGACAGAGGAGAACGGGUGGACAAUCCACGCCUAUGGCCAAAUCGAGCCGGAGAUGACGGACAUGACGACAGAAACGCCGACACUGAAAGUGUCUCUCCCCCUUGUUAGCAACAUUCCCAACUUGAUCGAGCACGAUAUCGGGUUUGCAUACGCAACUGCCGGAGUGCGAGCUACGCGCUAUGGUCCGUCAUUUCAAAACACGACCAGGUUCUUCGAGGGCGAAGGCUACACGGUGCUGGAACACCGGCUUCGUGACCUUGAACUCAAGGUAGGUCCUUACGGAUCGCCCGUUACCGUCGACCCUCCGACACUGGACGGAUUCCUGCAGGGCGGCGGUCCUCUCCAGAAAGCGGAUGACGGGAGGAGGCCGGCGCAGAUGCCCAACUACAUCAGCCGGUUCCGAAUCUCCAACAAGAUCCCCGCGGACCCCGGUCACCGCAUCGAAGUCGUUACCCGCUUGCUGAACUACGAUGUCAAAGGUGGACGCAUGACAAUUGGCGUAGCUGCAUUUGCCCAUGGUCCUGAUGAUACCCUCAUUCCCAUCGCCGAAUGGGAGUCUGUGGCAUUCCGCUCCAUAGGGUCGGCUGAGGAAGACCCCGAUCCGGCUUCCAGCGUUCCUGACAACUGGGCUUGGGAACUACUUCCCCGAUUCGAUUACAUGGCACUCGACGAGUUGACCAAGAGGCUCACCGCUGGGGCGCUGGACGAAGCCGAAGGCGUACGUGCGCGCAAACUGGAAAUGGCUUCCCUGUACUUCAUCGACCGGGCGUUGAAAGAGACAGCCGACGAUGACCGUUCGAAGCUACCAUACCACUUGUCCCGCUUCGUCGACUGGGCGAUUCGCACCGUCGCGAGCUAUGGGAUUGAGUUCGAGGCGGAGCCAACGGCGAUGCUCGACGAGCUGCGAGGUCUCGAUGCCCAAGGCGAAUUGCUCUGCACAAUAGGCGACCAGCUCGUUUCAAUUCUGCGCGGGGAAAUCGAAACGCUCGAGAUCAUGCUCACGGACAACCGGCUCACGAAGCAUUACGAGGCGGAUGUGUCGAACGCCCAUUUCAGCAGGGUCCUGGGAGACUUGGUCGACAACCUGUCCGACCUGGAGCCCAACCUGCGAAUUCUGGAAAUCGGAGCCGGGACGGCAGGCACAACGUUGCCGGUGCUGGAGGCCCUGUCGCGCGGCAGAGACGAGCCCGCGUUCCUCAACUACACCUUCACCGACAUAUCCAGCGGCUUCUUCGAGAACGCGCGUGCCAAGUUGGCCAAGUGGUCUCAGCGCAUCACAUACAAGAAGCUCGACAUUAGCCAGGAUCCGGCGGAGCAAGGCUUCGCUCUUCAGGACUUCGACGUCGUCAUCGCAGCCAACGUUUUACAUGCGACUUCGAACAUGACUGUCACCAUGACCCACGUGCGCGAGUUGCUGAAACCUCGAGGCAAGCUCAUCUUGCUGGAAGCCAACCGCCAUCCAUCUUCGGUGCUGCCGUUCGCCCUGCUCCCAGGCUGGUGGUAUGCCGAAGAUGAGUAUCGCGAUCACGCCGAGGGUCCAAUGAUACCUGUGAGUGUGUGGAACCGCCUACUCUCGGAUACUGGUUUUUCGGGGGUUGAUGUCAGCAUCCCGGACCGUCCAGGCGAGGCAGAGCAGACCAUCGGCAUCAUCUGCUCAAGCAGAAUAGGCAAGCAGGAAGACAACCAGCCGAUCAUUAUUUCCGGGCCCUUCAUGGACGACGAAGAAGUAGAAUUUGCCCAGCUGGUGGCCGACGCUGUUUCGGAUCAGCUCAGCUGCCCGACCGAGACCAAACCGUUUGCUGAGAUCGACCCUGCAGAGGAGCCGUACUACAUCUUCAUCGACUCUCCGCGUCAAAGCCUAAUGAAGGACGUCUCACCGGACACAUUCGAGGGCUUGAAGACCUUGCUUUUGCACAACACAGGGCUAUUGUGGGUCAUUCCGGAAGGUGGCCCUCCCGAGGCCAAAUUCAUCAAAGGUUUGGUGCGCACAUUGCGGGUUGAAAAUGAACCAAAGAGCCUGCUCUUGUUUGACGACGUCUCCUACACGCCUCAGGGUAUCUCAGGGAUCAUCAAGCUUGCCAAAACUCUGAGGGAUCCGGAGGUGACGCGCACUCAAGACCAGGACUUUGCCUGGUAUGAGAACUCGAUCCACCUGCCCCGUAUGCGGCAAAAGAAGGAAGUCAAAGAGCAGUUCGCCGUAGAGCAGGGAAUUUCUUUCCGAAAGGUGCAAAACAUCUGGGAAAGCGACCGCCCUCUGGAGAUGACCAUUGAUGCCGCCGGAAGCCCUGACUCCAUCUACUACCGCAGAACAGAUGUUCCUCAACAGCCUCUCGGUGAGGACGAGGUCGUUGUGCAAGUGGAGGCGGCAGGCGUGAGCUACCGCGAUCUUAAUCUCAUCCUUGGUUCCAUUCCUUGGGCUCCUCCAGGCUUUGACGGAGCAGGCAAGAUCGUCAAGACCGGCUCCGAGGUGGCAGAUUUGCGAGAAGGAGACAGAGUUUUCUUCCUGUCACUCGAAACGAGCGGCUUUGCGACAUACAAGAAAAUGCCGUCCUGGCACGUCGCCAAAAUACCAGCCGGCAUUAGCAUUACGGACGCCGCGAGCUUGCCACUCGCGUACUCUCUCGCAGUCGUGGCACUCAUCCACACCGCGCGCCUCAGGAAGAACGAGACAGUCCUCAUCCAUGCAGCAGCUGGCGCGGUGGGCCAGGCAUGUGUUGUGCUCGCACAGCAGCUGGGAGCCCGCAUCUUUGCUACAGCGGGCACUGAGGCGAAGAGGGAGUUUGUCCAUGAGACCUUUGGCAUCCCCAAGGCUCAGAUAUUCUCCAGUCGCACGCCCGAGUUCAGAGACAGCAUUUUGUGCGCCACAGACAAUAAGGGCGUGGACGUUAUUGUGAACUCGCUUGGCGGCGAGCUUCUGACAGAAACCUGGGCCUUGGCCGCGAACUUUGGUCGGUUCGUCGAGAUUGGCAAAAAGGACGCCUUCCAGAACAACUACUUGCCAAUGAGCCCCUUUGACAAGAACGUGGCUUUCAGCGGCAUCGACCUUCGCGAUCUCUUCAAGUACCGGCCGGAAGAGGUGAAAGACAUCUUUGGCGAGGUUGUCAGGCUUCUUCGAUAUAACGUUGUUCGGCCCAUCCAGCCUGUAACAGUGCUGCCAAUCUCUCAGUUUGCGACAGGUCUGCGCAAGCUCAGGUCUGGUGAGAACAUGGGCAAGAUUGUCGUCACACUCGGCAAGGACGAGGAGGUUUUGGCCGAAAGCGCCCUGCGGCCGACGCCGGUGAAGCUAAAUCCCGACGCCACCUACCUCAUCUCCGGCGGAACCCGUGGCAUCGGUCUCGACCUGGCGUACUUGAUGGUCGAGAAUGGAGCCCGCAACGUCGUCGUGCUGGGUCGCAGCGGUCCUUCUGGUCCUGACGUCCAAAAGCUCUUGAAAAAGUACGAAGGAACUGAUUUUUGCGUGAGGGCCAUUGCCUGCAAUGUCGGCUCCCGUACAGAGCUCACCAAUGCUCUCGAGUCGAUCAAAGACCUUCCCCCAGUUCGUGGUGUAGUGCAUAGCGCCCUUCUCCUUAGCGACAAACUGUUUGAGAACGCCACGUACGAGGACUGGCAGAUCGUCACCGGGCCUAGAGUCCAGGGCGCGUGGAACCUCCAUGAGCUUUUGCCCGGCAAUCUCGAUUUCUUCAUUUCUCUCUCCUCGUUCCUGGGAGAUACCGGUAAUGCCGGGCAGGGUAUCUAUGCUGGCACGGCGUCAUUCUACGACGCAUUUACUCAAUACCGCAAUGCGCGCGGCCAGCACUCAGUCUCCGUCGCCUUGCCGGUGGUAUUGGACGUCGGCUUCGUUGCUGACAAUAACCUCAGCGACAUACUGAAGCAAUCACUUGGCGCGACGCUGACAAUGGCCGACAUCCGAACCAUCGUCAAGGGCGCCAUUAUGGGGCCGUCUUCGCCUUUCCAUCACAACGGCAAGGCCGCAGCUUUCAAGAUGUACCUUGACGGCCAGGCGGUACAGAACGGACCUUGGAAGUAUUUCCACCCGGUGCACACCAAGGAACGUCUCAAGGCCGAGCGUCAGAAGAGAGUGGAGGCUGGCGCAAGUAUGGGCGCUGACAUGUACUCGGCUUCAUGGACUGCCGCUGAAGACCCGCUUGUCGGCCUGACCGAAGCGCUGAUCACAAAGGUCUCGGCCAUGACCAUGAUUGAACGCGAUGAGGUGGGGUCCGACGCUCCGCUUGCGUCCUACAGCCUGGACUCUCUCGUGUCGGUCGAGUUGCGGAACUGGAUUCGGCGGGAAACCAGCGUGGAGUUGCCACUCAGCGCCAUUACGCAGGCGGAUAGUCUGCGGGCUCUAGCAACGGAUAUUCUCGCGCAGAGGGAAGGAGCCCCGAAGGCAUGA